Molecule: messenger RNA, 1092 nt
Organism: Ziziphus jujuba (common jujube)
Lineage: Eukaryota; Viridiplantae; Streptophyta; Magnoliopsida; Rosales; Rhamnaceae
Exons: 6
Coding region: 341-808 (155 amino acids)
Source: RefSeq, a predicted model, not a curated record
UAAAUAAAAUAUAAUAAAAUAAAAACUGAAUGAAGGCACAUGGGGGCAGCAUCCAAACCACCAUAAUAUUUUUUGGGCUUAUAAAUAGCAGAAACGGUUUCACUCCUUCCAUAUCUAAAAUCUUCACGUGCUUUCCUGCUUUUUUAGCUAAAAUUUCUGCCUUCUGAGUUAUCUGCUUGUUUUGUUUGUUCCUCUCUUAUCCAAUUCUCUUUUUUUUUUUUUUUUUUUUUUUUUUUUUUUUUUUGGGUGUCUUUGGCCGUUAAGUGACAUCUAUAAACUAAGUAGUUUUGUUGGUUGGUUGACAAAGAAAGGAGAGCUAGUGAUAGUAAUUUACAGGGAAAUGGAGAACAAGAAGCACGUUGGUGGUUCAUCAAAUUCAUCUAUGACUUUGGAUUAUAUUUUUGGUCCCAAAGAUUCUGCGGCCACAGUUUCUUCCUCAUCUAGUACUGGAUUAUUUGGAUCUAUUUUCCCACCACCAUCCACAGUGCUCGGGAGAGAGAGAAAACAGGAUUUUGGGACUCAAGUUGUAAACAGCAAAUAUGAAAGACCAGAUACAACAAGUCAAAGGAGCAAAAGUGAAAGUAGUAGCAUAAAAGGCAAAGAUUCCACAUAUCAAAAUGAAUCAGCAGAACCUUGCUAUUUCAGCUCAUCAAUCUAUUAUGGUGGCCAAGAAAAUUAUUCUCCGAGGACUAGGGCCACUGAAUCUCAGAAUGUUUUCAAGAAAGAUGGAAGUGAUGAUGACCCAAAUGGAAAUAAUUCAAACAGUGCUUCAAGAGGAAAUUGGUGGCAGGGUUCACUCUAUUACUAAGACAAUAGUUUGUAACUUGUGAACUCACUACCUUCAAAAAGGGUUUGUGCCUACAAUCUAGCUUGACCAAGGAAAUUAGAAUAGAAUAAUAGAGCAGAAAUGAUCUAGGCUUGCUUGAAACGUAUUGCUUCUUUUUAUCCCAAUAGGCAACUUUUCUUACGUAUAGAAAGCUAAUACGGUGUGAUUUGUGGAAGAGAUGUAAUCCCUUUACGCGGUCUUGUAAAAGAUUAAGUUCCUAUUGUUUGACUAAAUAUCUUUAUUAAAUUUUCAGUUGAAUGACUUAA